AUGCCGCUAUACGACGACGAUGACUCGCCUCCUCAAGCGAAAGGUUCUGCUGAUAUUACUAUGAAAUUUCUACAAGCACAGAUAGCCCAGAAGAGGGUUCAAAUACAGCAAGGCAUGCAAAGAACAAGUGUAGCACCAGUUGUGGACUUGUCAGCCCGCAAUAGAACUCCCAUCAACUUGCGUCGAAUCCAGCCCGUACGUGCUCUACCAAUAACGGACUGCGCUCCUCCGUCAUUCCUACCUAAAGGAGCAGUCGAUGACAGUGUUAAUUUAUUUGGUGAAUACAUUGCGAAGAAUGAGUAUCAGCCAGCGGUCCCUAACGAGUACGCUGCAUGCAAAAGGAAGGUUGAGGAACGAGAGGCACGUGAGAGACAUGCUAGAGAAAUCGCAGAAAGGCCUGUUUUCUUCUCUUUACCGUUUCAGCUUAUAAUUCUGAAGUCAGUGAGGCAUAUAUAA
This is a messenger RNA of Cooperia oncophora, 456 nucleotides long. The record is from the annotation of a GenBank genome assembly. NCBI's taxonomy places the organism in Eukaryota, Metazoa, Nematoda, Chromadorea, Rhabditida, Trichostrongylidae.